Messenger RNA from Mercurialis annua (annual mercury), 1533 nucleotides. RefSeq names its product zinc finger protein WIP3. Gene Ontology annotation, biological process: regulation of gene expression; anatomical structure development. Gene Ontology annotation, cellular component: nucleus. The record is from RefSeq and is a predicted model, not a curated record. The transcript has 3 exons. The coding region runs from base 163 to 1113 and encodes 316 amino acids. Gene Ontology annotation, molecular function: DNA-binding transcription factor activity. Lineage: Eukaryota; Viridiplantae; Streptophyta; Magnoliopsida; Malpighiales; Euphorbiaceae.
AGAGAAAGAAAGACUUCCUAAAAGACAAACCAAAUCCACCUUUUCUUAGAGUCUCAAAAAACCAACCAUUAAGUAGUGCAAAGCUUUCCCACAUAAACUCUACAUAUAAACAUUCUCAACUUUCAAGAAACAAAAGUUCAUACUCAUAAUUCACCAAAAAUUAUGGGUUUUUGGAAUUGCCAUGUUCAAGAAACUAAUAACAAUCUUUGCUUUCAACCUCCUACUUUUAUUGAAUGGCUCAAACCAUCUUCUUCUUUAUGUACUUCAUCAUCAUCAUCAUGUUCUUCUGUUACUCAACAAGUUCAUCUCACAAAUCAAGAACAUGAAAAUAUGUUUCUUGAUCAAGAAACUAUUCAAUGCUUACCUCUUUUUACAGAGAAGAAGUUGCUUAAAGAAGAAGAAACUGUGGAAGUUCAAGAAAAUUGUAAUCUUGAAAAGGUUACAGUUUCUUUACAUAUUGGACUGCCUAAUAGUGGAUAUUUUAAAGAAGAAAAUCAAGAACAAGAACAAGAGCUUGUCAAGAAAAUCAAGAAAAGCUUUAAUGGAUGCUCUUUUAACACAGACAAUAGGUUUUGGAUCCCAACUCCUGCUCAGAUCCUUGUCGGUCCUAUGCAAUUUGAGUGCUCUAUAUGCAGCAAAACUUUCAAUAGGUACAAUAACAUGCAGAUGCAUAUGUGGGGACAUGGGUCAGAAUACAGAAGAGGACCAGACUCACUAAAAGGAACACAACCAGCAGCAAUGUUAAGACUGCCUUGCUAUUGUUGUGCACAAGGCUGCAAAAACAACAUAAAUCAUCCAAGAGCUAAGCCAUUGAAAGAUUUUAGAACACUUCAAACACAUUACAAAAGAAAACAUGGUGCUAAGCCAUUUAUGUGUAGAAAAUGUUCCAAAACAUUUGCUGUUAAAGGAGAUUGGAGAACUCAUGAAAAGAAUUGUGGCAAAUUAUGGUAUUGUACAUGUGGUUCUGACUUUAAACACAAAAGAUCACUCAAAGAUCAUAUUAGGUCUUUUGGUAAGGGUCAUUCUCCUCAUCCUGCACUUGAUCAUCGCGGUUUUGAAGACGAUAAGGAAUGCAUUUCUACUGGCUCUGAAGACGAUGAAAUUGUCCGCUAGGGCAUGCAAACUCGAUCGUGAUCGAAACUCCAGUUUGGGAGAUGAAAGCUAGGUAUUACGAUCUGUUACAUUACCAGAGGUCGUGCUCAGUAACAAAAAAUUCUCAACAGCAUGAGAAGCAGAGGGAGAGGUUUGCUACGGAGCACGAUUAGUCGCAGUUUCAGGCAGUACUUAAGGUCCAUGAUGAUGAUCGAAAAAUAAAGAUGAUUAGCUGAAGUUGGUGGUGAAGUUGAUGAAUUUUCUUUUAGUGACAAAAAUUCUGUUGCUGCUACAGAUAAAAAUUUGUCCGCUUCAUUGUUAACUGCAGGUAAUCUUAUAGAUACAACAAGACUUUUGUAAGUUGUUGGUUAAAUAUUUUUGUAUGUUCGUUGAUAUAACAGUAUAUUUUAAAAAUAUGUUUCAAUUGGUUUAUUACGUGAA